Molecule: messenger RNA, 237 nt
Organism: Protopolystoma xenopodis
Lineage: Eukaryota; Metazoa; Platyhelminthes; Monogenea; Polystomatidea; Polystomatidae
Source: the annotation of a GenBank genome assembly
AUGAGAAUUGGCAUUCCUAUGAUCAAAUGGUCUGGGACAGAGGGUGACUACAAUGUCCUAGUCCUUCAACUGCUUGGUCCCAGUCUUGAAGAUCUAUUUAACUUUUGUGGACGUAGGUUUAAGCUUAAGACCGUUCUUUUGCUGGCUGAUCAGAUAAUUGCACGUGUCGAGUACAUUCAUUCGAGGAAUUUUCUUCAUCGUCGUGGUCAAACUAGGCUUCAUAAUGUGAAGGAGUAA